AUAAAAAAUUUAAGAUGAGGUGCAAAAAUGUAAUUGUAGUUUGACCAAAAAUGGCAAAUCGCUUUGAACCCUAAUUAAAUUAUAUUGAAUCCAAAUCGCAAUUCAGGACCCAAACAACAUCACUUCCCAAUACCACAAAUUGUUCUGCGACUGCAAUCUUUCUUCACGCUCUGCAAUGGCCGACGAAGAACCUGUGGACCAGAAGAGAUAUCUCGAAGAAUCUUGCAAACCGAAAUGUGUGAAACCAUUACUUGAAUAUCAGGCAUGCGUUAAAAGGAUACAUGGUGAUGAUUCGGGGCAGAAACACUGCACUGGACAGUAUUUUGAUUAUUGGUAUUGUGUUGACAAAUGUGUUGCACCAAAGCUAUUCGUCAAACUGAAGUAACGGGAGAAUAUUUUGGUAUUAUAAUUUAUGUUCCGUUUUAUCUUCAUUCCUAAAUAACUACUCCUGAACAUAUGAUUUUGUAACCAAAUUCCAUGCCUUGUAUGGCUAUUAUUUUGCUGAUUGGGAAAUUUUGAUCCCAUGGAGACCUUGAAUGAAAAUUAAUAAUAACAUUAUGCCAAUUUGAAACUUUUAGACUUGAUAGGAAGUAUGCUGGUAUAAACCCAACAUUUUUAUCAAUUUUGAAAAAUUUGUAUGGUAGUACUAUGUUGUUUUUCGGA
Cicer arietinum (chickpea) is the source of this 663-nucleotide messenger RNA. Its product is annotated as cytochrome b-c1 complex subunit 6-1, mitochondrial. Lineage: Eukaryota; Viridiplantae; Streptophyta; Magnoliopsida; Fabales; Fabaceae. Gene Ontology annotation, biological process: mitochondrial electron transport, ubiquinol to cytochrome c. Gene Ontology annotation, cellular component: respiratory chain complex III. The record is from RefSeq and is a predicted model, not a curated record.